Molecule: messenger RNA, 2682 nt
Organism: Xenopus laevis (African clawed frog)
Lineage: Eukaryota; Metazoa; Chordata; Amphibia; Anura; Pipidae
Gene: tmem184c.S
Product: transmembrane protein 184C S homeolog
Exons: 10
Coding region: 157-1491 (444 amino acids)
Biological process (GO): transmembrane transport
Cellular component (GO): membrane
Source: RefSeq, a predicted model, not a curated record
UGUGACGCUAGUGUAUUCUGUCAGGAUGAGCCGCCCGGCAGUAGCCUAGAACCUUGACGCUGCUGCAAAUAGUGUUUUAAAAAGCGGGUCUGUUGGGCGUAAUGCUGUGAGUGGCCAUACAUCCGCUCCAUGAUCAGAGCUUGAGUGUGUCCCAGCAUGCCUUGCACCUGCCGGAACUGGAGGAGGUGGAUCAGACCAUUGGUGGUCUUUCUGUAUAUUGUGGGGUUGAUUGUAGGGGUUCCAAUAUGCAUCUGGAAGCUACAGAAGAUGGAGGUUGGUGUGCACACCAAGGCAUGGUUUAUUGCUGGAAUAUUUGUUCUUAUGACCAUACCAAUAUCUCUGUGGGGGAUAUUGCAGCAUUUGGUUCAUUAUACACAACCAGAGUUGCAGAAGCCCAUAAUCAGGAUACUGUGGAUGGUGCCAAUUUACAGUGUAGAUAGUUGGAUCGCUCUGAAAUAUCCUGACAUUGCUAUUUAUGUUGACACAUGCCGAGAAUGCUAUGAAGCUUAUGUCAUCUACAACUUUAUGAUUUUCCUUUUGAACUAUCUAACAAAUCGUUGCCCAAAUCUGGCAUUAGUUCUUGAAGCCAAAGACCAACGAAGACAUCUUCCUCCUCUAUGCUGCUGUCCACCCUGGGCAAUGGGAGAUGUGCUGUUGUUCAGAUGCAAGCUGGGUGUGCUUCAGUAUACUGUAGUUCGACCUGUCACAACUGUAAUUGCCUUAAUUUGUCAGCUGACUGGAGUAUACGGAGAAGGUGACUUCAGUGUAAAAAAUGCCUGGACUUACUUGGUUAUAAUAAACAACGUAUCACAAUUGUUUGCUAUGUAUUGCCUUGUUCUGUUUUAUAAAGUACUCAAAGAAGAACUGAACCCCAUUCAGCCAGUUGGCAAAUUUCUCUGUGUCAAGAUGGUUGUCUUUGUUUCCUUUUGGCAAGCUGUAUUCAUAGCCAUCUUGGUAAAGGCUGGUGUAAUUUCCAAUACCUGGGAAUGGAAACGAGUUCAAGAUGUGGCUACUGGAUUACAGGACUUCAUUAUUUGUGUUGAAAUGUUCCUGGCGGCUGUUGCUCACCAUUAUAGCUUCACAUAUAAGCCAUAUGUUCAGGAGGCUGAAGAGGGCUCAUGUUUCGAUUCAUUUCUUGCCAUGUGGGAUAUAUCUGAUAUUCGAGCUGAUAUAUCAGAGCAAGUACAAAACGUUGGAAGGACUGUAUUGGGCAGACCCAAGAAAAUGUUUUUUAAUGAAGACCUGGAACACAAUGAACACACCAGCUUGCUGUCUUCAUCUACUCAGGAUCCCAUAUCUGCAGCUUCCUCUAUACCACCAUCUCCAUCAGGGCACUACCAAGGCUUUGGUCAGACAGUAACCCCCCAAACUACGCCCACUGCCGCAACUAUACCUGAGGAACUCUACAGUGCUGACUCCCCUGAAGCUGAUUUACAUGUAGCGGACCACAGUAAUGUGUUGGAUGACAGUUGCAACCAUUUGGAUUCCUAACCCUUUUGCAGUGCCUAAUCAACAUGUUCUGCGUUGUGUAUUUUUAUACAAUUAAUGGCUUACUUUAAGUGACAACUCCAUUUUCCCUGCACAGAAGGAAUUACCAAAUGUUGUCUGUAGUUGCCAGUGGGGACGGUGUUUCUGUCUGACGCUGUCUGUGUAAUACCAGGUUUUGGUAUUUUAAGAAGAAUACUUUCUUGUUUUAAGGUUUGUAUACAUUGAUGAAGAUGAUAAGCUUAACGAGAAACAAUCCAUUUAGGAUGGUUUCUUUUAAUCUUGGAAGCCUUUCCUGAAUGCACACUAAAUAAUAUAUAAAUAUAUAAUGGAGUAGCUAAGGCAGAUAUUAAAAGAAUAUAUCUGGAAUGUUCUGGGCUGACCAAUAUUCCAGGGGCCCAUAGAGUUCUCAAAAGACAUACAAGCUCGGGGUUACCUUCACAAAAUUUUUUCUCCAUCUGUUGGAUGGUGUAUACUCCUUUAUAAAUCCCACGACCUUUACUGAUAUGUUGUUUUCUUAGAAACGACAGAUGGUAAAUUCCAGGCGUUGGUAUAAAAUGCAAAUAUACCAACUCCUGUAUUGGUAUAGAUUUUGGUAUAUUUGUAUUUGGGAGUAAAGGGCAGAUCUGGUCACCUCAACUUACAUUUGUUCAUAAUACAUGUAAUGUGGGAGGAACCAAGAGCAAAAUAACUUAAUAACAUAGGGACAAAUCUAAUGUCACCAUAUAACAAGAACGGUACAAUGCAUUCAUCUGCAAAGAAUGGCAUUUGUAUAGGCAGCAUUCCUGUAUAGGAACAGAAUGUGAGGAACGUAACUGAUGCAGGUGCACAAAGGUCCAUCCGUCAGUGUUCCUGAUCACUAUGUGGGGGUCGCUAUCAGUAACUUUAGGUCACAAGAACGGUUUUGUGAGAAGUUUGGAGAAAUUAAUUUGCAGAAAGCAUUCAGGAUAGGGUUUCAUCGCUGAAACUGUAAUAUAUAUUUAUGAAUGAUCAGGUGCUGAAAACUUAUAUACAAGUUGAAGCUGGAAAAUGCUGAUGAGCUCAGCAAGGUUUGUUUGGCGGGCACUAGAUGGCAGUAUUAUCCUCCUGUCUCAAGAAGAGUUACUGUGUAAUGUUGCUGGAUUCUGUUUGACUUCAGAAUGUACUGUUCAGCACUGUAUAACCAAUUAGACCUAAAUAAAUAUGUUAAACUAUAAA